Molecule: messenger RNA, 3486 nt
Organism: Closterium sp. NIES-67
Lineage: Eukaryota; Viridiplantae; Streptophyta; Zygnematophyceae; Desmidiales; Closteriaceae
Source: the annotation of a GenBank genome assembly
GAGAAAUACAGCCACACUGGAGCAUGGUGAUGUGGAAGACAAGUCUGCUGAUGCGACGAUGCUCCAUUUCUGUUACAGGGUCGCUAAGCUCCAGUAGUCCGAUGCGUUUAGUCUGAAGUAGUUAUUUAGAAAAGAAGGCUUUAGUCCGAUGCGUUCCCAGGAAACCACGUCGAGAGAGCACGUUCGAGCUAAAUAGCCGCCUUGCGCGAUAAGUCAGCGCGAUAGCAAGGAAGGAAGCCACCUCGCCGUGCUGUAGGAGCGAAGCCAUGUCAUCGUGCUAACUUGUCGCAGAGCCGUCGUCGACUUUCCGUUAUAUAUUUUCCGCUUAACCCCCCCACAGUUUCGUUAAUCCAGCCAGAUAUAUUUCAUCGCGGAAUGGCGGCGCAACUGCAUCUCCGCUUGCAUCCGCCUCCUCUCUGCCGCUCUGCUCAGCCCACCGUUACAACCGCACAGCGAAGACACUCGCGAACUGCUGCGAAAACCCGGUUGUUUCCAGCUGCAGCAAGCGAACGCUGCAAGUGUCCUUUCGUGCCGAUUUCUGAGUCGCGUGAUGAUUCAGUUACCUCCUCGCCUUCCUCCCGUUCUCUAAAAUGUUUGACGGAUUCAGCUGAGUCGUAUCCACUGUUUAGAUUUAUCAGUCCCGGAGCGGCUUGUUCCAGGAGAAAAUGGGGUUGCGACUGGUCCGAUCAAUCGGUUCAGCUGCAAUCUCCGUCUUCAUUGAGCCACGCUCUUCCGGCUCUUCUGGCUUUAAACCCCAAUAGCUCCGCUCGAAACCGCUAUCGCUCGCACGUGGUUCCGCGCGCCACCAACGGCAACGUCGCCGGUCAAUCGGCGAGAGGGGAGGUGGAUUCGAUUCGGAAGGAGAUCUCGGACCUAAUCACGUCCAUACAAUGGCUGCAGAAGAAAAUCAACUCGGACGGCCGUCAGAUGGCAAACGGUAACGGUAACGUUAGCGGUGACGGUAACGGAGGCGUGACGGAGCAGCAGGCACUUUACGGGUCGAACCUCCGUCCGGCGACGGAGAUUCGGGGCCGCAUCGAGCGACUUCUGGAGCGAGCCGUGUCGCUGAAAUCCAUGGCGGGACGAAACUCCUCAAGCACACGGCGCGUGCCCGUCCAAGUGACGGCUACUCUGAAAUCCCUGCAGCGUGAGUACGGCUCGCUCUACAACAUCGUGCGCCUUUCCAUCCGCACUGACCUCCCGGACAUGCCGCCAUCCGCGCUCUUCGAUGAGCCCGCGGAUGCAGCGGCAGCGGAAGCGGCAGCAGGGGGGUUGGAGGAAGGGAUUGAGGCGGCUGGUCGGCCGCUGGAUGCAGCUCUUGCUUUCUCCUCGUCGCCGUCGUUUGACACCCAGAGGGAAUCUGCUGCAGCGCUGGGCUCAAUGCUGGAGAUACAACAGAGAGUGCAGCAGCAGAUAUCAGCCAUGAGCGCUGCUGGGUCGCUCCAUGCUGGGUCGCCCCAUGGACCACACUCCCCCUCCACAGCACCACCCGCACACUUGAAGCCGCCCAACUCCUCCACACGCUCGUCCCAGCCGGCAAUACCAGCCGCUACAGCCGCAACAGCAGCGGCGGCGGCGGCAGCAGCGGCUGCAGGCAGCGGCAGCCCCUUUGCGAGUCUGUGGAAGAACAUGGCCUCGCAGCUGUCCCGGGCGUUUGAAACCCUCCUGCCUCCGCCGUCGCCUGAUGACGCCCUGGCAGGAGGAGCAGGGAUAGCAGACCGGACAGCAGCAGGAACAGCGUCAGGCACAGCAGGGAACGUAGGGAUUGCAGGGGCGGCAGGGGCGGCAGGGGCUGUGGCAGGGAUUGGAGGAGGGGCAGUGGGAGGAGUGGUUGUGGGUGAUAGUGGCAUGGGGGCAGCUGAGGGGGUCGGGGGAGGAGGGCCGUCUGGCAGCAGUGGUGGUGUCAUCGAUAUCACUCCACAAGCCCCCCUAGCAGGGGCGCAGAGCAGCCUGGUUCGGCUGGCGGGGGAGGUUCGAUCUGAGGAUGCGCUUAUCUCGUCGGUCAACAGGGAGAUGGAGGACGAGCGGCAGAGGCUGCUGAGCAAGGUGCAAACAGUGGCGCAAGAAGUGCAGCAGCGCGUGACAGUGGGCGACAUGGAGGCAGUGGUGGGGGCGGCGGUGGAGACGAUGCAGAGCGAGCUGCAGGCAGCACAGCAGCGCACGCGGCAGCUGCUGAUUCAGGUGGAGCUGAAGGACCGCGAGAUGCGGCUGAGACGGGAGGAGUGGGAGAAGGAGCGGUCCUCUAUGGUCGCCUCCCUGCAGCAGCUCGUACUCGCUAAAGGCGGAUCCAUUAACAGCAGCAGCGCCGGCAGCAGUGGUGGCAGCAGUGGUAGUGGCGGACCCAGUAGUGGCCAAAGCAGUAACGGCAGGGCUAUACCGAUGCCCUCUUCAUCAUCAUCAUCCGCCUCCUCCUCAUCCCCAUCAGCCUCUCACAGCAAAGCGCAACGAUCAUCAGGAUCAGCCACAGCAACAGCCACAGCGACACCUGAACCCGACACCACUGGCGACUCGAUCAUGCGUCUCCUCGCACUCCAGGCGGCAGUCUCCCGCGCCGAAGAAGCUGAGCUGGCAACCGCCGCCCGGCUGGAGCGCGUGGCGGACGUGCUCGGCCGCGAAAUCGCCAAGUUGCGGCGCGACAAGCGCGCGCUGGAGUCCCGCGCGCAGCUGCUGACGUGGCGGCUGGAGGCAGUGCAUGUCAAGCUGGCAGGGGUGUUUGCUGAGCUGGUGGGGGUGAGGGAGGCGAUGAGUGAGGGGAGGGUGGAGGAGGGCAUGGUGCUGCUGGAAGGGGUUAUUGGGGAGGUGGGGAGAUGGACUAGUACUACUUCAGUUGAGCAGGGGGAAGGGGGAGGAGAGUGGGGGGAGAGAGUGGGGAUGGAUGGGGGGAAGAGGAGGGAAGGGGAGGUUGUGGCGGGGUGGUGGGACGACUCGCCUCCUGGGGAGUGGGCGGAGUUUGGGAAGAGUGAGAAUGAGGAGAGUGGGAGUGGGACGGAUGAGGAGAGGAGGAGGGAGGAGGGGAGGAGGAGGGACGAGCUGAUGGCUCUGGUGGAGGUGGAUGGGGAGGGGGAGGAAGGUGUGAUCACGGUGUUUUAUGAGACGGGGUGGGAGCAGGCGUUCAUCCACCACAGCGGCACCCCGUCAGGCUGGACGGCUGUCCCCGGCAUCAGGAUGAAAGACACCAAUGCCAGCGGGCCUGCUGGCUUUCCACUCAAGGUGUACUCCAUAAGAGCAUCCUCGCUUGAGUUUGUAACCAACAAUGGGGCAGCCACGUGGGACAGUUCCCCGACUGGUGGAAACUACACCAUUGAUCGACCAGGUUGUUUCGUCCUCUCAUCUGGACGUUUAUCAGAGUUCAGAUAAGGUUAUUUUCUGGAGUGGGGUUGGUUCGUUUGCAAGGUUGUGUGCUUGUUCGCAUGUAUGUUUUCUUUAGAGUCCUUGCUAAUCCAAAUGAUGAAUCAACCAUUCUAGUGAGUGAGAUAAUCCAGCUAC